AUGCUCUCUCUGUGGAAUCUGUAUCUCCUCCUCCCCCUCUCCUUGCCUCACUCGCUUCAUGCUGUAGCCUCAACUGGAGAAAACGUCAAGGAAACACAACAGCUAGACGUGGACGCAGCAGUGCAGCAUCUCCCGCAGCCCUCUCCAAGACUUCCUGGAUCUAGUUUUGAAACGGAGAAGCCCCUGUUUGAGCCCGUCGACGUUGACUUCCAGGGUCUACCGUUGAGUUUGGCCUUAUCGUCAUCUGAGGAAUCAGAUAGACAAGGUGUGAUUGGUGAAUACACUGAUUUACAGGAGGGCACAGAGACAUCUCUUUUGUAUCCUAAUGAUAACGAACUUUUCAGAUCCACAGAAAGUGCAACAGAAGAUGUUACAUCUACACAGCCUGAAAGGUCUUUAUCAGGAGCAGUACCACCACCUCAGACUACCAAGGCACAAACAUUAGGGUAUCAACCAACUGAGACCAGCACUGGCUCUAUAUUGCAUUCUACACCAACUGGAGAGAAUCAACUAACUUUACCGUCCUUGCACAAUGAGACUACGGAUGGCCACUUACCUAUUCUUCUGUCUGGCUCACUUCCAUCAGACACACAAAGCCAGGACUCAACUUCAGGGUCCACCUCUGACGGAACUACUCCACCUGUAGUCACUGACAGUCCACUGGAGGGUACUGUCCCGAUGAAAAAGACUGGAAAUGGAUUGGUUGAUAUUACAAACCGCAGAGGAGCUGUCGGCAUGGUGGCAGAAAAUGAUGACUCCGGGAACAGAGGCCUGGACGGCAACAUGAACACAUCUGCCACACCCUGCAAAACAACAAACCAGUCCACGACUCCCACCUACCCAGACGACUUUACUCCCAAUGAGUCCCUGCACCCCUCUCUGGGUCUCAGCCCUGCCCUUUAUGUCCCUCUGUAUUCGGACUGGAACUCUGCCCUUGCCACAUGGGGAUUUGCUUGGGAAGCUCACAUCUAUGGCUUGGGAUCUGUCUUCACUGUGUUUGGCCUUAUCUCUGUUGUCUGCCUGUUAGGCCUUCCCCUGCGGUGCCCGCCAGGAUGCCCCUACUUCACUCUCCUGCAUUUGUUCCUGUUAGCAUUUGCAGGGAUCCAAGCUUUCUGUUUGCUGUACGAUGCUUACAGUCACCAAGAUCGUCUGCCCCCUAUAGGCUCUCUGCUGCUCUCUGAGUUGCCCUUCCCCUGUUUAGUCUCAGCUUUCUCCUUGGCCUUCCUCAUUCUUUCAUUGCGCUCUCGCAUGCGUCUUUCACUCCCACUCGCUAUUUCAACCUCAUUUUCAGUCUUGCCCAAACCUCGCCUGUUACUGUGUGUGUCUCUGCUGUAUUUUGGAGUUUCUCUAGGCUGUGUUGGCAUGCUCCAGCUCUUCCAAGUCCUCCCCACCAUGAUCCUGCUAUUCCCACAUGGUCUGUUUGUAUGUCUCACCAUCUUUCUGUCAUUUUCCUAUCUCAUCUUCUACUGCUUAAUUCGAGUUGACACUAAACACAUCUACAGACUGAAUGACAAUGGAGAGAGUGGAGGAUCUCCUCAAGUGAUACGAUCUGCGAGUUGCCCCUUUGCCAAAGUGGAGGACUGGCAUAGGGCAGCAGGAGCUGGAGUAGGAGCUGCGUUGUGUAUGUUGGGGUGUGGUGGCCUACAGCUUUAUGGGAUUCUGCAUGCCCUUGGUUUAGGUGGGGUUGAGGGCUAUGGGUUUCAGCCUUGGUCCUGGUGGGGCUAUCAGGUAGGCUGCAGACUCUGUGAGGUUGGGGUGUGUCUCGGUUUGUCUCUCAUUGGCACACACCCUCUAUUUUGUCAAAACUCCUCCAUCAAGACCAUAACUGACCCUCGACCAGGCUCUUGGUCUCGCCUCUCCUGCAACUCCCCUCCGGGUGGGCUAACCCCGCCCUUUAAUGAAUGUACAAAUUCUCCUGUCCUCUCCUCACAUAAUUCCUGCUCCCAAGGCAACCAAGAAAAGCUUGUGGUCUGUAAUGUGAUUAGUAAGGGACCAUCAGAGGCUUUUCCUCUUCGCUCUAUGGUGGAUCAUCCUGGAAAUGGGCUUGAUUGUCUGCCAAAAUCCAGCCAAACAAAGAUGACACUAUUGCCUCUACCUACACCCCCAGUCCCACCUCACAAGAAUAUGAAUGCAGUAGACUCUCAGCUGUCAUCACUGGAUAGUUUAGGAUUAGAGACUGACUCUACUGUGGACCUGCGGCCCCCAUCUCCCAUAGACUUGUCUCGCAGCAUUGACCAGGCUCUGUUCAGUGAUUCCCUAUUCUCCCACAGUAUCUUUGGUUUUCCAAAACUGUUCCAUGCUUCUUCAAGUCAUUCUUUGAGCUCUCCAAGCCAGGGUACAUCAAAGCAUGGGCCCAGUUCUGUAGAAAUGGCCUUAUACAGAACUUCUUCCUGUGGAGAUGUGGAUCAAGAGCAAACACUGGCCAGUUCAAGAUGCUCCCAUCCUCAAAGUUCUUUGACAUCUCAAAGCAGGACACUGGAGCAAUGGGAUUGGAAAGGGAGCGACUCUGGCUCAACCCAGGGUCUGUGCUGCAAUCCCAAGGAGCCAGGAAAACUGCGCUCACAUUCCUGGGCCAACAGAGGGCAAAACUUUGCUCAGCACAGCCUUCCACGAGCAAUUCCCAACCUGUCUUACCACAGGCGUUACCGUACCUUGAGCUUGGCCUCCCAGGAAAUCCAGGGCUCUGGCCGACUGGCAGGGACUAAAAAACUGAGUGAAAGCAAACAGCUGGAAUGGGAUCUUGCUGUACAGGCAGAAUUUGUCAACGUGUGCAGACAAAUUGAUGAUCUAAGUGUUUGCAGCGACACCAUUGAAUUGUAG
This is a messenger RNA of Limanda limanda (common dab), 2820 nucleotides long. RefSeq names its product proline rich transmembrane protein 4a (gene prrt4a). The transcript is spliced from 2 exons. The record is from RefSeq and is a predicted model, not a curated record. The coding region runs from base 1 to 2820 and encodes 939 amino acids. Lineage: Eukaryota; Metazoa; Chordata; Actinopteri; Pleuronectiformes; Pleuronectidae.